This is a messenger RNA of Porites evermanni, 10620 nucleotides long. The record is from the annotation of a GenBank genome assembly. Lineage: Eukaryota; Metazoa; Cnidaria; Anthozoa; Scleractinia; Poritidae.
GGUGCAAACGCUUCGCAGCUGGAGAAGGAAAUAGGCCCCCAAGAAUUUCCUCAAAAUGAACAUUACUUUGGUCUGGUUAACGUAAGUAUACUCCAUAUUAAUUGUAUAGUUGCUUUUGUUGUUUUUGCGCCAAGCUUGACAACGAACUAACUGCAUUUUUAUUUCUUUCUUCUGCAGUUUGGGAAUACAUGUUACUGUAAUUCUGUGCUGCAAGCGUUGUUUUUCUGCCGGCCAUUCCGCGAGAGGGUCUUAGCGUACAAACCACUGUCCAAAAGGAAAGAAUCCCUUUUAACAUGUUUAGCUGAUCUUUUUGGUAACAUUGCUUCGCAGAAGAAAAAGGUUGGUGUCCUGGCACCCAAAAAAUUCGUCGCGAGGCUAAGAAAGGAAAAUGGUGAGUUUUAAUAUUUGUACCGGCCAUUCAAUGUGUCGAUCAGUCUACAUCAACAGUCUGACAUAAUUAAUUGGUCAACUUGUAAACCGUAUUUAAACUGAAUAGUGGAAAAUCUUUUUAUCGUUUUCAAGCUUGAUUUCAGUUUUUUUCAGGACUUAAUGCUAUUUUUAUCGCUCCUUGAAAUCUUAUGAUGUGAAAAUGUGAUGACAGUUCUAAGCUUGUUUGUUUGUUUGUUUUUUUUCGUUUUUGCUUUGAUCUGCAAUAUUUAAAUAGCAGAACACAUGGCUGAGAAGAUUUUUAACAUUUUAAAAUCUUAGAGAAUGAGGUUAAUCUUGUACCCAGAUCUCUAUUUGACAAAGCCGAAGGAGAGAUUUGGUCAAAUCUGAUUUGUGCACUUGAUCACCUGUCAGGAAUGUGACAGGCGAUGAAAGAACGCAUGCUCGAAAUAAAUCCUCAAUUUUAGACAUGUUAAACAAUGAAUUUGCAUGAAUUUGUAAAGGCGUGAAGUUUUCUCUAACAAAACAUGGUUAUACGCAUAUCUUAAGUAUGAACCAACCAACUUGUUGUCGUUUUUCUUUGUAACAUUAAAUUCAACAUGACAGCUAGUUAGUUUAAUAUUAAUUAUCAUAGCAUGUGCUAAAAGCUCAAAGCAGUACAUGUCAGCUUCUACGCGAGAAUUUUUUUUUACCAUUUUCAAAAGUCUUAAUUUUGAUACCAAGAGAGAGUUUUAAAAAAUCAUUAAAGAUGAGAUAAUAAUGGUUUUGCAAGUAAUAUUGAGACAGAAAACUACUUUUUCAGUGAAAAUAUUUUAUUUGAACAGAACUGAAGACAUUGCACAUACCAUAGCACGUGCAGGAGACAACACUCACGUCGCUCGCUCCCAAUCUAGCCAGUCAAGAAAGCUAAAUUUUCUUACUUUACCAGAUCUGGCCUUCAGCUUCAUAAACAAGAGAUCUGGGUACGAGAUUAGAAUAAGGUUGAAAAAUGGUCGAAAAACAAAUAUUCUACAUGUAUAUAUAUGUUGCAGGUCAAAUUUGAUUUCAGGUUAAAUUUUUUUAACCUACAGUGUAGGUUGAUUCUCAAUUUCCUUUGUCUCCUAGCCCUAAUUAUUCAUGGAUUAUGGCUAGGAGACAAAGGAAAUUGGGAAUCAACCUAGGUUAAAUAGAAAUUAACCUGAAAUCAAAUUUGACCUGUAACAUAUAUAUUAUGUUUGUAAUGACACUUGGCAACCGCAUUUUUUAUUGUAACCUGCUUUAUGAGUUUUGUAAUGAAUAACCAAAUCAGUCUAUCAAAAGUAUGUUUGGAUGUGGCUGAAUAAAUGAAAGGCAUUUGGUUUUGUUGGCUCAGGAUACAACACCUACCCCUGCACGUUAUACAAAAACCAUUUAUUUAUUUGAUCACUUUCACCAAGAUUACAAUGCUAAAAUGAGACUAGAAAAAAAAAAAAAACAUUUGAAACAAGAGAUGCAGGUGCGCAACACACAAAAGAGUGAGGCUCCAAAUUAAGUGUGCCCUUAAGAAACAUACACAAAUACUAACUACGUAAACAUUUAAAACAUUUUAUAAGAAGUACGAAAAUCCUAUUUCCAAAAACGAUAAGAACGCAUCACUCCCGCAGCCCAUAAGAAAUCUCAGUAGCAGCAGUUGCCAGCUAGUAGAUGAUUAGGUGACCUACUGCAUUUGCAGCAGAUCGACUUCCAGGUGUUAAAGGUGUUACCUUAUUUAAUUAUUAUUUGUGUUUUUAUAAUCAUUCAAAAGAUUUUCAAGCUUAAUACCUCAGUGCAGAAUUUCUUUGAAUUAGUACAGUGUUCUCACCAGACUGCGCCAUUGCAUGAUUCUUGCACUUUUUAGCGAAAUGGCGCAUUUAAAAAGUCCUUAAGGGCCCUCAGGGCGCAGAACUUUAGCAAUUAUUAUCAAGCUAAAGCGCUGCAAAGGAUCCAGGAAAAGAUAAAGGGGAACGCGUUUUCCAGAACUUGUGGACUUGCUGCAUCGACUUGCAUUUUUGCUGCAUCAAAGUCAAAAUUUCUAGACAAGCCUUCUUGAAUGACAUGUUUUGCAGAGUGUCAAGUGUCAUUUUUCAAAGUCCAUACGAUCAAAUUUUUUUACUGCUCUGUGCAGAAUGAGUUUGUUUAAAUUAGUGAUUGUUGUAUUCUGCAUGUUGAAUGUGACUACAUGCAACAAUAAUCUUUUAAAAUGUUUGAUUUUAUUCAAGUGUUUGUAGUACACUGUAUCACACAGAUUACAAAUUAUUGAUAACUUCAAACUUAGUUAACUCUCUUGAUGCAUUCUUUCUUUUACACCAGUUUCGGGUAACACCCGACCUGCAAUGUCACAAACGUCUUUGGAUUUUGGGUUUUUCUGCAAUGUCAAACAAAAUCUGAAGAAUUGGUGCUUUCUCUCCUUCACACCUUUGUGGACCUCUGAGGAAACAAAUGGUCAUAGUGAUUUAUGAUUGGUGGAUUUCGAUCCAUUUGUGCGUUUCUGUGUUUCAAGGUUCAUUGCAUUUGGUCGCUUGUUUUUAUAAAAUGCAGUAAAUUUUACCUUAGCUCUAAGUUUUUUUUUAUCUUCUUUAUGCUGAAACAUGGCAAGUUUAGAUUCCCAAGGUGAAAUUGUUCCUAUAGUGCUUCCAAAUCCAGAAGAAACACAGAUAUGUGAGGGUGAGGCCUCUGCUUGUUUAUAUUGCCGCCUUUAUUUGACAAACACAGUGGAUGCUACAGUAACAGUUUGUUUGACAUCGCAAAAAAACCCAAAAUGACAUUUUUGACAAGACAGGUUCUGUGUUAUCGGAAACAGCUGUAAAUGGCCUAGAAACUUCAAGACCUGGGGUCCCUGGGCCACAAAUAACAAAAUUCUGGUGAGAACACUGUUGUAUAUUUCAAGAUUUCUACGGAUGUCAUUUUGUAAGGGGUAUUCUUCCUGUUUCAAUACCAGUCCUAGUCAAUUUUCUCUUUUGGAGUUUUUGUAUAUGAUCAGUUUGGCCAGUAAAUCAUUGAUUGUUUAUGUAUUGGAUGACUGUCAAAUCUGAAAUGCUGUUUGACAAAUGCAUCAAUAAUUGAAAGAAUCAUUUCCCUAUAAUUCAGGGUAAUUAAUUGAAGCUUAAAUUUGGCCAUUGAUUGCACAUUGUAAAGAAUUUUAUGGAAUAGUUACAAACUGUAAGUCAAUCAGGAGUAGAGAAAAAAAACAACAAAAAGAUUAAAGAAGGUGAUGUUUUUCCUCGUCUUUAAUAAGCUCAAUAUUAAUUUAUCAUCAUCAUCAUCAUCAUCACUGUACCGGUAAUGUACAUUAUGUCCGUAAAAUUAUAAUGCUGAUCAUUUAUUUUAAAAUAAUUUUUUUUUUCCGUAGAGCUGUUUGAUAACUACAUGCAACAGGAUGCCCAUGAAUUCCUUAAUUAUUUACUGAAUACAAUAGCUGACCUCUUGCAAGGUAACAGUUCUACAUAAUGUUAUACAUGUAAAAUUGCAGUUUAACCGUGCUAUACAAGCAGCCCAUUACAUAGCGACCUCUUUUUCCCAGGCCAGGCAAAAGUCUAGUCAGUUUUUUCAAGCUUUUAAAAAUACAUUGUAAUAUCAGUCUGUGCCCCCAUUGUUAUGACAAGUGACCACUUUUUGGCAUCCUUGAACAUUCUUUUCUUCACAAUUUGACCUCUUUAUUUCAUUCUCAAUGGAUUCUUGUUGACAUUAAGUGAAGCAGUCAUUGAAAAAUGAUUAAGUUCUUUCUUGAAAGCUGUGUAAAGUGCAUAAAUCAGAAUUCAAGCAUGAUGUUUGACCUAGUUUAAAGACUUUCAAUUUUAAAGUCUUUAAACUAAGUUUAAUCAAUUUUGUCAUCACAUAUGGUAAAAAUGCCAGAAAGCGUACUAGUUAAUAGUAUAUAUGUUACAGGUCAAAAUUAAAUUCAGGUUAAAAUUUUUUAACCUAGGUUGAUCCUCAAUUUCCUUUGUCUCCUAGCCCUAAUUCAUGAAUAAUUAGGGCUGGGGGACAAAGGAAAUUGAGAAUCAACCUAGGUUAAAAAAUUUUAACCUGGAUAUAAUUUUGACCUGUAACAUAUACGUAAAACUACCUCAUUAACCCAUUCGCUCCUGGAGAUUUUGCCGAAAAACGCGUUUUGAAGUUAGUCGAGUGGUUUUCUGGUCACUGUCGUGCUAUAAAGGGCUAAAACUUACCACAAACCGGUUUACAGGUCGUACACUUGGCGGCCUUCUGAUCCAGAUGCAAAACAUCAGCUUGCGAAGUUCGGGCAUGCGCAGAAAGCAAAAUUUCGAGAUAGUUUUUGGGUUUAAAAGUGACACAGCAGUCUUGACUUUUAUUUUUCGCUUUUUCUCCCCGCUUCUUUUUUCGCUUUUCUUGCCUCAUUUUUUUUUCUCUUGCUGGGCAUUUAGUAGCCUUCAUUUUGGUGGGAAGAGUUUUUAGGAAAGCUUUUAGGAUCUUAGGAUUUGGUGAAAGGAAAGGUAGGUGGGCAAUGGAACAAGAUUUUCAUGGAGAUUUUCAGGUCAAUGUCACGUGGUUUUUUGCUUCUUUCUCCGGUGUCCUUGACUGAAUUGUGCUCAUUCUGGUAUGGUUUGAAAGAUCUCUUCACUCUACACAAGUUAGCGAAGAAAGUUGUCCUUGACCGUUAAAACUGAUGACAUCACAAAGGGUAGAAAGGACCUGGAUCCGCACGGGCGGUUACGGGCAGUUCAGGGGCGAAUGGGUUAAUGAAACUAUGCUAUUCGAUUGUUGCAUGUUGUGACCAGCUUAUCAUACAUGUAGCCCAAUCAAGGUCAUGUCUACUGUACAUGUACAGCUAUAAAAUGUGGUCAAUCCACAGUUCCACUGUGCUGGUUGGUGAGGCAUUUGUGCUUGAAACUCCAGUGUUAUCACAAUUAGUGGCUGAUUUUGAAAUUGAAUCUGUCAUACAUUGUGCAUUUGCUGAAAACAGAAAAGAAAGUUAAUAUUCUUCAAAAUGUAAGCUGUGUUUAGAAACUGUUAGAUGAUGUGCAUUAUUGAAGUGAGUCUAACAUGAUUUGAUUUUUCUUGUUUUAGGUGAGCGUGCAAAGGAAAAAGAAAAAGACAAGCACAGUAGCACCAGCAGCGUCAGUAGCAAAAGCAGCAUUUCAUCAGCAGGAACAAUAAAUGGAGUAUCAACAAACCAAAAUGGCAAACCAGAGCCCACUUGGGUUCAUGACAUUUUUGAAGGAAUACUGACAAAUGAGACAAGAUGUCUCUGCUGUGAAACAGUAUGCACUAUCUCAUUUUGUUUGGCUAAGUUCUAAGGAUAUGUUUUAAAUACUUUUUGCAGUAGGUUAUCAAGGUGUUCAUUAGGCAUCAGAGAUCAGAAAAUUCUCCAUUUAUUACACAGAAUUCUCCGGGUCAUGUUCGGUAGCCUAUGACUACCAAUACUUUUUAUACAAACAUGAAGCCUUUUUCAAAAUACAUUGUAUUCUCCUGUGACGUUACACCUUUCUCCUGCUACAAGAAUUCGUAAUGAAAAACCUAGGUUACUGUUUUAUUCUUUAUUAAAAAACCCUGGUAAAAUUAUGAUAAACUGUUAUGACCAUAAAAAAGACAUUGAUUAGCUAGUUAAAAGUUUGGGGUCUUAUUAAGCAAACCAUCUCAAUUUCUUUGCUGUUUAUACAACUGUACACUGUACAUGCUUGUAAUUAAACAAAUCAGAUGACUGCGUAUUUUGUUUAAUUGAUCCUCUUAUACAAAAUACUCAGUACACUGGCACUGGGACCUCUAGUUUAUUAUACAUGUAACAUGUCUUAAGGGAAGUGACUUCUGGGACCUUGGUAGUUGACCUCCACUGAACCUAUUCGGCCAAAGCAGAAAAAACAACAAUAUUCUUUAAAUUUCUGUCUGGAUGGUGCUUCGUGUAAACCCAACUUUUGCAACAUAUUUUUUUUAGCACGAUUCUUACAUGCAGUGCAUCAGCUCCUCGUAAACGGCAUACACUGCACUUGCAGUUUGUGCCAAAAAAAAAAAGUAAUGUUCACAUGAAGUAACACCCAAACGGCAGUUUGAAGAAUAUUAUGGUAUUUUCCGCACUGACCAAUAGAGGCUGACUAGAUUUUCUUACUGCAAAGCUGUGCUCUAAGAAAGCUUGAAGGGAGUCCAAAACCUUUGAACCUGUGGAGUGUGAAUUCAGAGUGCCUAGCAUGUAGGUUCAGGGGUUUUCAAUAAGAGCCAGUGGCCGGUGAAUUUCGCCAGCUGUUUCAGGUGAACUGGCCACCUACUUUUCUUUGGAAAUUACCCGCAUUUGAAUAGAGUAUUCAUGUGCUGUCAAUGAAUAAAAGAGCCAAAAUUUAAUGAUGUCUGUGUCUGUUCAAACACUCUAAUUUUUGCUCCUGAAUGCUGGAAAUGCAUUCUAAGAGGCCAAGAUUUCACGUGAGUUUUUUCCAUCUCCACCUACUCCAUAGCCUUUGCCACCCACUUAAAAUCUUAUUGAAAACCCUGUAGGUUAUUACUGCAAAGUGUUCCAUUUACCCAGAUGUACAUUAUACUUAUCUAGAGAGAAGUCACAGUGCCAUGUGCUGCUAGAAUACAGCCUGUCUUGUACGGGUUUGCUAAAUACACAUUUUUUUGUUCUUUAUUUUUUUUUCUAGGUUAGCAGCAAGGAUGAGUCAUUUCUUGAUCUUUCAGUGGAUGUUGAGCAAAAUACAUCAAUAACACAUUGUCUCAAGUGAGUUUUACUUUUAUCAAAGCAACUUAGGCAGGUAUGUUACUGUUAAUGGAUGUGAAAUUCCUUGCAGCAACACUUGUAGCAAGCUUCAGAAAACAUCAAUGUAACUGGUAAAUAUGAUAAAGACAUACAUGUACUAAUAUUAUUUUCUCUGUUUGUCACUUAACAGAGGAUUCUCAUCAACGGAGACACUUUGUAGUGAACACAAGUACUUCUGUGAAACAUGCUGCAGUAAGCAAGAAGCUCAAAAACGGUAUUUUGUCUCAACAGAAUAAUAUUUUGUCCAUCUCAAGUUUGCCAGGGUACAUUGUUUUUAUACCACUUUUAUUUUGUUCCAAUUAAGUACACAUGAGCCUGUUCACAAUGAAUGUAAAGUGUGUUGACUUCAAGAAACAUGCAUUUUAAGUAUGACCAGUUUUGUCCCGGCAUGGUGGUACAGCUGUUUUUAAAAACAUGCCAGACGUACAUGUACAUUGUACAGAUCAACAGCAGUCAGGGUCCAAGCAUUGAAAUGUUGUUGUUUCCCCGGACAAUGUCCAGUGAAUCUAUUUGUCCAGCUUUAUAAAUGUAUCGUGGCAGCUUACAUUAUUUUGUACUGCUUGGGAAACUCAGCAAUGGACUACAGUGUCACCAUGUCCAGGGGGAAUACUACUACACAGCUCAGUUGGUGUAGUGCCCAUUGAUGAAUGCAAUGCAUUCUUUACUUAUUUUUGUGGCAUUAGGGAGAUCUCUUUGAUGCUUUUUGUUUGAUUUUUCUUCUUUGUCAGGAUGAAAGUUAAGAAGCUUCCAAAGAUCCUAGCACUUCAUUUAAAGAGGUUCAAAUACAUGGAGCAAUUACAAAGAUAUGCAAAGCUCUCCUACCGUGUCGUGUUUCCUUUUGAACUCAGACUGUUUAACACAGUAAGUAUCAUAGAUCACCGCAUUAAAUUGUUAAAUUGUCCCUUGUUAGUACUUAAUUAUUUAUGUAUCGUAUUAAUUGCAUACUUUCUCAUAUUAUGUGAAGUGCCAGGUAUUCUAUAGGGGUGUGCUCAGUUGAUUUUAUGAAUUGUGAAAUAGUACUAAUGAAUUUAGUUCCAUUUGCGAAACUGGAGCAUAGUGCUUGAAAUAAAACGGCGUUUCUCUUGCCCCAAGGCAUACAUGUACUUACUACCUUGAACGGCAAUGAGAUGGUGGAUGAUACUGCCUCUGAAGCGUUGUUAGAAAAAAGAGAAAGAUUAGUUGAUGUAACAAAGUCUUCCGGUUUCUUAGUGAUUUUUCUUUGAGACUCUUUUUUUGAAGAACAAAAUUAGAUUGCUUUAGCAAAGAUAGCGCUGAUGUUUGUACCAGAGUUAUGUGAUAUUGAUCUGGAGACAUCACUGUUUAAUAAACAAAUCACAAGUCAUUUUUAAUAACGGAAAAUUCAUUAAUAAAGACUCUUCAGGAAUAUCUGACCAGCAAUUACAGUAUUACCAUUCCUGUACGAGUGAAGGUCAAUCGGAUGCGUCGUAAGACUCCCAAGUGUUUUGGGUCUUUAAUUAUGAGUUGUCUCUCAAUAUGAUCCUGUUUCUCCAACGUAAGUUAGAUACAGUCACUCCAAUGACUUUGUUCCUCUUAGUCACUGUCAAAAUGUUCCAAUCCGGACAGUAAUUUGUUCAUUACCACGGCUUUCACAGCUUACCUUAAAACAGCUAUUUCUGACGUUGUACUGAACCUUCCGAGCUAUAAACAUAAAGUUGCAUUUGUGGAACAGUUCUGUUUAACUGUUUAUUUGUUUGUUUCUUUUUUCGCAAUAGUUAGUUAAUUUCUCUGACUUUUUAAUUGUGUUAAUUGUAGUCUGACGAUGCUAUUAAUCACGAGAAGCUUUAUGAUUUGGUUGCUGUUGUGAUCCAUUGUGGCAGGUAUGUAUUCAUUCAACAAAUAACUGUGAACAGACAUAUACGGCAGUCUUUUAACGUUAAGUACCUCGUACUAGCCUUUUUUGAGAUCGGAUCGCUGGGCCAUAAAUUGGGUGGUUUGGGGUACGAUAGACUUCCACACAGGCCGUCUUUAUGAGCAACGAAAUCGCAAUUCAUUCGCGGCUCAUUUUGAGCUACAAAGUCGCGAAAACCUUAAACGUACAACGAAAGUCGCGAGAUUUGUAGAAAGUUAAGGGGAAGGACGAAGUGAUCCGUAAUUUUGCUUCACGGAUCGAGAAAACGUCGCUAAAAAAUGAUUGUGUGGUCAUAUUCUUCUUUGGGUCAAGAAAUAGGCGCCUGGCAAGCCAUAAAAACGUAUUGAUUAUUUUUCCGGAGGGAGGAAACACUAAAAGCGCAAUUAGAGUGUUUUCGUUUGAGUGUCGUAAAACCAAAACCAAAGUAAUUACUCUGGCCAAUCACAUAGGACACAGACAAUACAUUGAACCAAUCAAAACUCGAAGUAAUUACAUGUGGCUGACGCAAAGCGCGGGAAAAAGUCACAAUUGGCUUUGGUUUUACUUCUGAUUGGAUGAAAAGGUGGCGCGAAUCUUUUAAGCCAAUCGCAUCGUGUAGAAAGUGCAAAACCAAUUACUUUUCGACACUCAAAUGAAAACCGCUCUAAUGAGCCACAUUAAUUUCGUCGCCAUCACGCACUUGUAGUGGUAGUGUUAAAGGAAAAGGGAGGGUUCGUAUAGCGGCUUAUGGACCCAAUACUGGCCAAUCACAGAACAAGAAAUGAAAGCCAUAAAUAAUAUUUGUUCCGUUUACAUUUUACGCGCAUUAUCCCCGCGAGUAGUUUUCUGUUUGUUUAUUUAUUUAUUUAUUUAUUUUUUGGGCGAAGUAAAUUUCAUACCUUCACCUCUGUUUUGUUGUUCUAUUUUAUCAAGAGACUCACAUUCCCAAAUGAAACUUUACAACUGUUUCUUUUUUCUAAUUUUAACUUAAGUCACUUUUGGGCGUGAAAAGGUUUAAAACCUACGGAAGCACGUUGCCGUGCAAAAUCAUAAAACAACUGUGGUUACCUUCAACAGAAAUAAGAUAACAGGUUAUAAAUUUUGUUCUUGAUCUUUUUGCAGUGGACCCAACAGAGGUCAUUAUAUAACAAUUGUAAAAAGUCACGGCCUUUGGCUACUUUUUGAUGACGAUAUUGUAGAGGUAAGAAGUAUUGUAAUACUUGUUGCAACAAGUAAAUAUUUCAGUAUGGAUAAAGGAAUAACAAAAGGAAAACUCUCAGUGUGACCAGCGAAGUCUCUUUCCAGUGGGGGAUGGAGAGAAACUCCCCUGCCAAAAAAAGCGGGGACAUCCACCCUCCGUUAGUACAGAAACGUGUCAGGUCGUAGUAGCUUAAAGUUUGUUUCAUAGCUAAAACCGCUAAUAAUUAUAGCUAUCGCGUUAGUUGCGUAGUCUCCCAUACUGUAUAGGUAGAGUUCGUCGCCGAAGAAAGUCUGCAAAGGGGGUUCUAGGCUACCUAGGCUGUAGACGCACUUGCGGUUGCCUACAAAGCUGAUAUUAGUUUUUCUCAUGUCUAUUUUGCAGAAAAUCGAAGCGCAAGCGAUAGAAGAAUUCUAUGGCUUGACGUCAGAAAUCCAGAAAUCUUCUGAAUCUGGUUACAUACUCUUCUAUGAAGCGAGGGGAUAA